This is a messenger RNA of Carica papaya (papaya), 1079 nucleotides long. RefSeq lists its product as uncharacterized. Lineage: Eukaryota; Viridiplantae; Streptophyta; Magnoliopsida; Brassicales; Caricaceae. The record is from RefSeq and is a predicted model, not a curated record.
GAACGUGGACGUCUGUCCUCUUGCCCCCCCCCCCCAAGUCUCUUCUCUUUCUUCUAAAUUCCCGAGUGAUUUAUUUCCAAAGAUAGUUUAAAGGUUUUAAGAGAAAAAAAAAUGGAAGACGGUGUUUCAGAAGCUGAAAGCUUACUGCAUCCAGUAAACCUAGCAGCAGCAGAAGAUGGUGAAGAGAAAGAAAACGGAAACGGAAGUGGAGGAGAUGAAGGAAAAGAAAGUGGGUUCGUUAGCAAUCUCAUUUCUAACUUGGUUCCUUCACGAAGUGGGGAAGAAAAAGCAGAGGAAGAGCAAGAAGAAAAAAAGGAUGAAGAAGAUGGAAGUGGAGGAGAUGAAAGAAAAGAAAGUGGGUUCAUUAGCAAUCUUAUUUCUAACUUGGUUCUUUCACGAGAAAGUGAAGAAGAAAAAGCAGAGGAAGAGCAAGAAGAAAGGAAGGAUGAAGAAAAGGGAGGUGGGCUUUUAAGCAAUCUUAUCUCCAACUUGGUAUCUCCAGUAACUAGUCCAAAACCAAUAGAGAAUGGGGUUAAAGUUGAAGACUUUGAAGGCAAAGACGGCAUAAGAAAUGAAGAUGGCGGCACCAGAUCAGAGGCUGAAGUGGGUACCAGUGACGCUGGAGGAGGACCCGCUCACAGUUUCAUAAAUAAUUUCUUCCAUAAAAAAUGCGAAGGCAAGUUAGGAAAAAAUGAACAAGAGAUCCAGAAAAUAGAGACUGUUCAAAAGAAAAAUGAACCAGUCAAGAGUGAUAAAGAUGAAGGUGGAGGUGGAGGUGGCGGUCUCAUUAGUAACAUUAUUUCUCACUUGCCAGAAGAUGCAGCUCCAUCAACCGAUGAGGCCUCCAUUCUGAUUCACUCCAUUGUUCACGACUAAAAAAUAUCAUUUCUGUAAUUGUCUCCAGUUUUCGAUUAAUGGAUUAGGAAAGUGGAUGUGCAGGAGUACUGUAAACCUUUUUGUUCACCUAUUUUAUCAGGAGUUGAUUUGCAGAAUUUGUGAAUUUGGAUCGAUUAUAAGUGGUCCUUUGGCUUUGUUUUGGGUUAAAUAUCAGUGAAAACGAUGAUGUGGAAGCUUAAUCA